CUGAAUGACAACAAAAAAGUAAACAAAUAAUGCAUGGAGCGGCAAGAAUUUUUGCAGCGCUUCCAUUGGAGUAUUACUUGCUAAUUGAGUAGUGAAUUAAGUUGGAAUCACUUGAAGAUUUCUUUCUAAUAUACAUACUGAAGGAGAAGAAGCGCAACAAUGUCGAGUAGUGAAAGUGAAAAUUGCAAUGCUGGACAGUUUGUGAGGUUAGGAAAAGACAUGGAAAAUGUGGAAACAUCAUCCGAAGCGCCCCAGAAGACGCCAAAAAAGCGAAAGCGAGGAAUUGUUUACAUCUCCGGAAUACCCAAGUACAUGAAUGUAGCAAUUCUAAAGGAGUUCAUUGGAGAGUUUGGCAAAGUUGGGCGGGUUUAUCUGCAGAAUAACCGAAAAGAUGACGACGAGCGGCCAAAGAAGAAACAGAAGCAUCGCAGAUACACAGAGGGAUGGAUAGAGUUUGAGAGCAAGAAGGUGGCCAAGCUGCUGGUGCAGAGGCUGAACGGGAAGCCAAUCACCACACGGAAGCGCUCAAAGUUCUGCGAUAUUCUGUGGAACCUCAAGUAUCUGUCUGGCUUCACGUGGGCCCAUCUCAGCGAGAGGCUCACCUACGAGAAAGCCGUGUACAAGCAGAGACUGCAGACAGAGAUCUCCAUGGCACGCAAGGAGGCCAACUUCUACAGCGACAAUCUGGAGCGUAGCGAGAAGAUGCGAAAGCGAAAGAGCAAAUGAGUUAUUUU
Phlebotomus argentipes is the source of this 734-nucleotide messenger RNA. Its product is annotated as activator of basal transcription 1-like. The transcript is spliced from 2 exons. Gene Ontology annotation, cellular component: nucleolus. The record is from RefSeq and is a predicted model, not a curated record. Gene Ontology annotation, molecular function: RNA binding. Bases 160 to 726 code for a protein of 188 amino acids. NCBI's taxonomy places the organism in Eukaryota, Metazoa, Arthropoda, Insecta, Diptera, Psychodidae. Gene Ontology annotation, biological process: endonucleolytic cleavage in ITS1 to separate SSU-rRNA from 5.8S rRNA and LSU-rRNA from tricistronic rRNA transcript (SSU-rRNA, 5.8S rRNA, LSU-rRNA); endonucleolytic cleavage to generate mature 5'-end of SSU-rRNA from (SSU-rRNA, 5.8S rRNA, LSU-rRNA); small-subunit processome assembly.